Saccharomyces eubayanus is the source of this 2514-nucleotide messenger RNA. RefSeq names its product vacuolar transporter chaperone (gene VTC3). The record is from RefSeq and is a predicted model, not a curated record. Gene Ontology annotation, cellular component: vacuolar transporter chaperone complex; fungal-type vacuole membrane. Lineage: Eukaryota; Fungi; Ascomycota; Saccharomycetes; Saccharomycetales; Saccharomycetaceae. The transcript has a single exon. The coding region runs from base 1 to 2514 and encodes 837 amino acids.
AUGCUGUUCGGUAUUAAGCUAGCUAACGACGUGUAUCCUCCUUGGAAGGAUUCCUAUAUCGACUAUGAACGAUUGAAGAAGUUGUUAAGGGAGAGCGUCCUACACGACGAUCCCACUGCCCUCGAUAACUGGUCUGAAAGAAAUGAAUCGGAAUUUGCCGAGGCCCUGGACAAAGAAUUAGAGAAAGUUUAUACUUUCCAAAUAUCCAAAUACAAUGCUGUCUUGCAGAAAUUGGAUGGUUUGGAGGAAAACACCAAAUCAUCUGAAAAAAUCCUGAAACUAAACACUGAGCAGUUCAAAAACACUCUAGAAGAGUGUUUAGAUGAGGCUCAGAAAUUGGAUGAUUUUGAUAGAUUGAAUUUCACCGGGUUCAUCAAGAUUGUGAAGAAACACGACAAGUUGCAUCCAAACUACCCCUCUGUAAAGUCUCUUUUACAAGUUAGAUUGAAAGAGCUGCCCUUCAAUAACUCAGAAGAGUAUUCUCCCCUGUUGUAUAGGAUCUCAUAUCUAUACGAGUUUUUAAGAUCGAAUUAUGACCAUCCAAAUACGAUGUCCAAGUCAUUGGCAAGCACUUCCAAGUUGUCUCAUUUUUCCACUCUUGAAAAUACUAAUUUCAAAAGCUACAAGUUUUGGGUUCACGAAGAUAAUCUAAUGGAGGUCAAGGCAAGAAUCCUAAGACAUUUACCAGCUUUGGUGUAUGCGUCUAUUCCAAGCGAAAAUGACGACUUUGUCGACAAUUUGGAAUCAGACGUCCUGAUGCAACCUGAGAGAAGGUUGAAUAUAGACGUGAAGAACAAUACUCUUUCGAGUGAUAGUAAUAGCAACGAAGACGGUGACGAAGGGAAAAUGAAAAACUCGAUUUUCCCCCAGUCAUAUGAUCCAACAAUCACCACACUAUAUUUUGACAAUGAAUUAUUCGAUUUGUAUAAUAAUAGACUGUUGAAGAUCAGUGCUGCACCUACAUUAAGAUUGAGAUGGAUUGGUAAACUACAGGAGAAACCUGAUAUCUUUCUGGAAAAGAGAACUUCCACAGAAAAUACUCAAACUGGUAAUUCCAGCUUCGAGGAAAUCAGAUUGCAAAUGAAAGCCAAAUUCAUCAAUAAUUUCAUUUUCAAGAACGAUCCAAACUACAAGAAUUAUUUGAUUAAUCAAUUGAGAGAGAGAGGUACUCAAAAGGAAGAUCUAGAAAAAUUAUCCAAAGAUUUCGAUAACAUUCAAAAAUUCAUUGUUAAUGAAACUUUGCAACCGGUGUUAAGAGCUACGUACAAUAGAACCGCCUUCCAAAUUCCCGGGGACCAGAGUAUUAGAAUCACCAUUGAUUCUAACAUCAUGUAUAUUAGAGAAGAUUCCUUUGAAAAGGAUAGGCCUAUUAGGAAUCCAACCAAUUGGCACCGUGAAGAUAUUGAUUCUAAUGUCCCCAACCCGUUGAAAUUUCUGAGAAAAGGAGAAUAUUCGAAAUUCCCAUAUUCCGUUAUGGAAAUAAAAAUUAUAAACAACGAUAAUUCUCAGGUUCAGAACUAUGAAUGGAUCGACGAUUUGACUACUUCACAUUUGGUUAACGAAGUACCCAAAUUCUCUUUAUAUUUGCAAGGUGUGGCUUCAUUAUUUGGCGAAGACGAUAAAUAUAUCAAUAUCUUACCAUUUUGGUUGCCCGAUUUGGAGACAGACAUUAGAAAGGAUCCACAACAGGCUUAUGAAGAAGAGAAAAAAACUUUACAAAAAAAGAAAAACAUCCAUGAUAAACUUGACAACAUGAGAAGAUUGUCAAAGAUCUCACACUCGGAUGGAGGGCCCUUUGAACAAAGACAACCAGAGCAAAGAGAACAGGCUGCUCGCCAUCUCGUUGCUGAUCUAGAAGAUCAUGAAUCAUCUGAUGAAGAAGGUGCAGGAUUAUCCAAGAGAUCCAAAACGAAAAAGGAAAAGAAAUUCAAAACAAAUGCAGCCUUUUUGAAAAUUCUUGCCGGAAAAAACAUAACAUUAAAUUCAACUGAUCCUUACUCUGAUGAUACGGAUACUGCUUCUGCCUUCCAACUACCCGCGGGAGUUAAAAAACCAGUUCAUUUACUAAAAAACGCUGGUCCCGUCAAAGUGGAAGCAAAGGUUUGGCUUGCCAAUGAACGUACAUUCAACAGAUGGUUAAGCGUUACCACUUUGUUAAGUGUGUUGACAUUCUCCAUUCACAACUCAGUUCAGAAAUCCGAAUUCCCGCGAUUGGCUGAUUUGUUAGCUUAUAUAUAUUUCUCUUUGACAUUAUUUUGUGGAAUAUGGGCUUAUAGGACUUAUUUGAAAAGAUUGGCCCUCAUUAAAGAUAGAAGUGGUAAGCAUCUGGAUGCUCCUGUGGGGCCUAUUUUGGUUGCAGUUGUACUGAUCGUCACUCUGGUUGUUAACUUUAGCGUAGCUUUCAAGGAAGCGGCUAGAAAGCAAAGAGAAUUAAUAAAUGUUUCUUCACAAUCUCCAUUGCCCAGUGCCCUGAAGCCAAUUCAAGAUUUCAUUUUUCACUUGGUCGGAGAAUAG